AUGCAUCAUUCUAACGGCAAAAGCAUUAGAAUAGAAGAAGAUCCGAUGCGCAUUCGCUUGCUUGCUUUCUCGCCUUGCACAUUCAACGAACUCAUCAAUUUCUUUUUUUGUCUAAUCAACAUCGUCAACGAAGUGAACUUCAUUUUUCUCGAUAAAAACUUCAAAAUGCCGUCAAUGUUAACCUCAUCGUCUCGGGCGUUUUUUGUUUCAAUUAACUGCAAAUUUUUUCUAUACUUAACACAUUCAUUUCGUACAUAUUUUUGUUCUUUUACAUAUACUAUAUACACGUCUAUUAAUAUUUCUACACACAACAGCAGCCACGUCGGUUUAGCUGUCAACAUGAAAGAAUAUAAAGUAGUAGUCCUUGGGCCAGGCGGUGUUGGCAAAUCAGCAUUGACUGUGCAAUUUUGUCAUUCAAAAUUCGUCGAAAAAUAUGAUCCAACUAUUGAAGAUUUUUAUCGUAAAGAGAUUGAAGUUGAUGGGGAACCUGCUUAUUUGGAAAUUCUCGAUACCGCCGGUACUGAACAAUUCGCAUCUAUGCGUGAUCUUUAUAUAAAAAAUGGGCGAGGGUUUCUUGUAGUGUUUAGUUUAACAUCCUGGCAAUCAUUUCUCGAUGCUCGUACUGUUCGAGAGCAGAUUUUACGUGUGAAGGGCACAGACAACGUCCCGAUUUGUUUGGUUGGAAAUAAAUGUGAUUCAUCGUUACAACGGCAAGUCACUCCCGAUGAUGCACUUGCUCUAGCACAAGCAUGGACAUGUCCGUAUGUUGAAACAUCAGCGAAAUUAGCUAUUAAUGUUAAUGAUACAUUUGCUGAAAUCGUCCGGGAGAUUAAUAGUCGAAUGAAAACAAGGAAGAACAAAACGAAAAAGAAAAAAACUCAUCGAUCAUUUUUUCGUCGUUAUUGUUCCUGUUGUUGUUGUUGUUGUUGUUAUUGUUGUUCAUCAUCAUCGUCAUCAUCAUUACCCUUUCAUGGAUAA
Molecule: messenger RNA, 978 nt
Organism: Adineta ricciae
Lineage: Eukaryota; Metazoa; Rotifera; Eurotatoria; Adinetida; Adinetidae
Source: the annotation of a GenBank genome assembly